AUGUUUCAAGCAACAACAUUAGUGGCGUUACUAAUGGCAGCGAUAUUAGUAGCGAUAAGAUGGGGGUGGAAUAUGGUGAAAUGGUUGUGGCUGAAUCCUAAGAGGAUGGAGAGGCUUCUCAGAGAUCAGGGCCUUCAAGCCAAUCCUUAUCGAUUCUGGAUUGGUGACUUGUGGAACAUGGUUCAAAUGCAGGAACAAGCCAAAUCAUUAUCUAUUCCCUCUCAUUCCCAUGAUCUUGCUCCUCGUGUCUAUUCCUUCGUCCACCACAUUGUCAAGAAAUAUGGGAAGAGUUCAUUUAUGUGGUUUGGACCGACACCAAAACUGAUCCUGAUGAAUCCAGAGCAAAUAAAGGAACUGUUAAAUAGGAAUUAUGAAUUCACGAAACGUCACAUGAAUCCUAUUAUCAAGUAUAUAGGAUCUGGUGUCGGAACCUAUGAUGGUGACAAGUGGACUAAACAUAGGAAGAUCAUUAAUCCAGCUUUCCAUUUGGACAGACUGAAGACUAUGAUGCCAACCUUUUACCAAAGUUGCAGUGAGAUGAUAAAUGAAUGGGAAAAAAUGUUGUCUCCAUUAGAUGGAACGUGUGAAAUGGAUGUAUGGCCUUGGCUUAAGAAUUUGACAAAAGAUGUUAUUUCUCGAGCAGCCUUUGGAAGUAGCUAUGAAGAAGGCAGACAAAUAUUCGAUCUUCUCACAGAACAAGCCGAACUUGUUAUGAAUAAUUUGCAAAGAUACUACAUUCCGUUUUGGAGGUUUAUACACGCCAAGGACAAAAGGAGGAUGGAAGAAAUUGAUGGGAUUGUGGAAGAUUUACUGAAGGGAAUCAUCGAGAAGAAGGAGAAAGCUCUGAAGGCAGGUGAAGCCAUAAUCAAGAAUGAUCUGCUAGGCAUACUUUUAGAAUCCAAUCACAAGCAGAUUGAAAGCCAAGGAAAUUACCAAAACAAUAUUCUUGGGAUGAGUUUGCAAGAAGUGAUCUACGAAUGCAAGGUGUUCUACGUGGCAGGCCAAGAAACCACCUCGGCUUUGCUUGUUUGGACCAUGAUGUUGUUGAGCAGGUACCCUGAUUGGCAAACACGUGCACGGGAAGAAGUCCUCCAAGUCUUUGGCAAUCAAAAACCAGAUUUUGAAGGGUUUAGCCGCCUCAAGAUUGUGACCAUGAUCCUAUAUGAGGUUCUUAGGCUAUACCCACCAGCAAUAUGGAUGGAGCGAUCUGCUGAGAAGGAAAUGAAACUUGGGAAUUUGACAGUACCAGAAGGAAUGCAGUUUUCUAUACCAAUACUUUUACUUCAUCAUGACCAAGAGAUAUGGGGGAGUGAUGCCAACGAGUUCAAACCAGAGAGAUUUAGUGAAGGAAUCUCAAAGGCAGCGAAAGGCAAUUCCGUUGCAUUCUUUCCAUUUGGGUGGGGUCCUCGAAUUUGUAUUGGACAAAAUUUUUCCUUGCUAGAGGCUAAGAUGGCUCUCUCUUUGAUUCUACAACAGUUCUGGUUUGAGCUCUCUCCUAUAUAUUCUCAUGCUCCUUUCGUUGCCAUUACUCUCAAGCCAGGCCAUGGGGUUCAUGUCAUUCUACAUAAACUCGAACAAUAA
Molecule: messenger RNA, 1581 nt
Organism: Prosopis cineraria
Lineage: Eukaryota; Viridiplantae; Streptophyta; Magnoliopsida; Fabales; Fabaceae
Product: cytochrome P450 72A397-like
Exons: 5
Coding region: 1-1581 (526 amino acids)
Molecular function (GO): monooxygenase activity; iron ion binding; oxidoreductase activity, acting on paired donors, with incorporation or reduction of molecular oxygen
Source: RefSeq, a predicted model, not a curated record